This is a messenger RNA of Lachnellula hyalina, 1773 nucleotides long. It is a transcript of the gene mx2, whose product is annotated as Interferon-induced GTP-binding protein Mx2. Gene Ontology annotation, molecular function: microtubule binding; GTPase activity; GTP binding. NCBI's taxonomy places the organism in Eukaryota, Fungi, Ascomycota, Leotiomycetes, Helotiales, Lachnaceae. The record is from RefSeq and is a predicted model, not a curated record. Bases 1 to 1773 code for a protein of 590 amino acids. Gene Ontology annotation, cellular component: membrane; microtubule; cytoplasm. The transcript is spliced from 2 exons.
AUGGGUUUGCGGACCGACGUAUCAACCGGGAACGGCGCUGUGUUUAGCGAAGAUGUUCUCAAGAUCGAGGUGCAGGGACCACACGAGGACUAUCUCACCAUUAUUGAUGUCCCAGGGAUAUUCCGUACCACUACGCAGGGGACCACCAAAGAUGACAUGGUCAUUGUGAGAGACCUGGUCAAGAAGUAUAUCAAAGACGAUCGCACUGUUAUCUUAGCAGUGCUGCCGGGUAAUAUCGACAUUGCCACGCAAGAGAUCUUAGAGCUUGCGGAAGAUUACGACAAGAAUGGUGAGCGUACCCUCGGUGUGCUCACCAAACCCGACUUGGUACUUGAACAGAGUGCCCAAGCUGCCGUCUGUGACCUUGUCAAGGGCAAGAAACGACCACUUACUCUUGGCUACUUCCUCGUCCGCAAUCGUGGAGCAAGUGGCAGCUCAAAGGAGCAGCCAGAGCUUGAUCAGAUAUUCCGACAACAACCAUGGAUCGGCCUUCCACCGGAUCGGGUAGGCAUUCCAGCCCUCAGAGAGCGACUCAUGUCCCUUUUAGUCGAGAAUACCCGACGCGAGUUUCCCAGAUUGCUCCAGGAUGUCAGCAAGCAAAUCAAAGAUUGCAAGAGGGAACUACAGAGUCUUGGGCCGCCUCGCCAGGAUGAGCGCGAGCAACGUAUUUUCCUCAGUCGCAUUGCCGAGAUUUUCCAGGAUCGGGCUAGGGCAGCUUUGGCUGCGGAUUAUAACGCAGAUCCGGUUUUUGACAAAGACGAGCUCCGUCUCAUCACCACGUGUGCCGAUUUUCAACUGGGCGCCCAUUCACGACACUUCGAGGAAUCGUCUGUAGCAUCUGAUACCGAUGAAGAUUCCGAUCUUGAAGAGUUCCCCCGAGUUGAGUCGAUGAUAGACAACCUGCGAGUGUUCCUCGAAAUGACAGGAGUCGACGAUGUUGCGCCGGGGGAGCUUGCCGAACUUGGUGACAUUAUUGUCCCUAUCCCACCGCACCAGAUACCAAUGCCGCGUGAAAAUCUUUCUGCAUGGAUGAAUAACGUCUACUUGACAUCAAGAGGCUUGGAUCUUGGCACCUUCAACGCAAACUUUGUUGCUACGGCUUUUGCAGAGCAAUCACGUAAAUGGGGCGACAUGACUAAGAUCUAUAUGAGUCGGGUUAUCAUCACCCUUCAUCGCUUCAUCGCCGCUGCAAUUCAUUCCAUAUGUUCCGAGGAGCAAACCCGUAGUCAUUUAUGGUCAGCAAUCCUCGAGAGCCUUGUGGAACGCUACAAGACGGCAAUGGCCCAAGCGAGCCUAUUGAUCGAAGUUGAACAGCGCAAGAAGCCGUACACGCUCAACAAACAGUUUGCCGACGCUCUAUCGAAGGCUCGAGGCUAUCGAGUCACCGAGCUCCUGCGUUCUAAGGCUAGAAAGGACAACAAGCAGAACGGAAAGAUUCAGUUGAUGGUCAACUUGAACGACAUCGCCGAAGCUGCCGAAGGCAAAAGCAAUGUGGAGCAGUUGCAGGAAGAGAUUCAUGACAUUCUUCAAGCUUACUACAGCCUGGCACUUGACCGAUACCUUGACAAUAUCUUCCAGCUCGCUGUUGACUACUGCCUGUUGCAUGGCCCUUCUAGUCCCUUGAAAGUGUUCACUCAGGACUGGGUUAUCAACUUAGAAGCCGAGCAGCUUGAACGGAUCGUCGGAGAGACUAAGUCUUCCAAGAGGUGCCGCACGAAACUUGCAAAGAAGAUUGCAGAUUUGACUGACGCAUUGAAGAUCCUCAAGACCUAG